AGCACCGUCCAACAAACGAGAUUACCACCGGGUGGUAUAAAGGCUCUACCGUGGAUUAUGGCCGGCUCAGUAAAUCAACGACGUUUUUACGUGUGCGACCCCCACGCCCUCCCCUAUUUUACUUAGGGGUUGUCGAUCAAAAUGCAGUGGCUGUCAUUUCUGAUCCUGGGAUGCUUUUUAGUAAUCCCAUCGCACUCUAAUCCUGUUAGUCUCUCGCGCUCAAAACGAUCCUUCCACCACGAACCCGAGGGCUAUUGGAGCAAAAAGCUCACCUGGAAAACCGAAUGGGUGAAAGUCUGGAAACACGAAAAGAAACUCGAAUGGAAACCUGAAUGGAAAAAGAUCCAAGUGCCCGCUUGGAAGGAGAUUCAGGUGCCGAUAUGGAAAGAGAUUCAAGUGCCAGACUGGAAAACCAUCAAUAAACCCGUAUGGAUUGAAAAACAAGUGCCGGCAUGGAAAGAGAUUAAAGUGCCGGACUGGAUUGAGAAGCAGGUACCCGCGUGGAAAGAGAUCCAGGUCCCGGACUGGAAAGAAAUCCAAGUGCCAGACUGGAAAGAGAUUCAGGUACCGGAUUGGAAAGAGAUCCAAGUCCCGGCGUGGAAACAAAUUUGGAAACCGAUAUGGGUGGAACACCAGGUGCCAGCGUGGAAAGAAAUCCAAGUGCCCGAGUGGAAAAAAGAAUUUAAGCCGGAGUGGGUGAAGGAAGGAAUUCAUGGAGAGCACUACUUGGGAAAAGACGAGCACGGAGCAGAAUAUACCGCGCACGACCUAUGGAAGAAGAAGCUUAUAUGGAAACCAGUGUGGAAAAAAGUCUGGAGGACAGAGAAGAAGCAAAUCUGGAUACCCCAAAAGAAGAUGGAAUGGAAAUCCGAGUGGGUGAAAGUGUGGAAAACCGAGAAGAAGCAAAUUUGGCGGACCGAAAAGAAGCAGAUCUGGCGUACCGAGAAAAAACAAAUCUGGCGAACAGAAAAGAAGCAGAUCUGGAUCCCGAAAAAGGAGCAAAUCUGGCGUACGGAAAAGAAACAGAUCUGGAUCCCGAAGAAGGAGCUGAUCUGGAAACAGGAGAAGGUGCAAAUAUGGCGAACGGAGAAGGUACAAAAGUGGGUGACCGAAAAGAAACAGAUCUGGGUGGACCACUGGAAGAAAAUCUGGGUGCCAGUGUGGAAGACCAUAGAGGUACCCGCAUGGAAAAAAAUAUCGAUACCCAUAUGGGAGAAGGUCUGGGUUAAAGUACAUAAGCACCACGGAUGGGAUUGAAAGUGAUAGUUGUUGGGUACCUGCUUGUUUUCUGUAUAUAUGUUACUUUCUCUGUCUCUCUAUUAUUUAGUUUUAAGGUUUUUUUUUGUAUAUAUAUGUACUUUGAGUUGAAUGUACGAUAAUUUUUUUCUGAUAUUUUGGAUUAUUUUUUUUUUGUUUGUGAUUGUAUAAUAAUGAAUUUUUGGUAUAAAGUUGGGCUGGAUCUUGAUACAUUUUUGGGAAAAUCGAUGCCCUAUAUCAUAUCCCAGUUAUACCAGUUUUUGUAAAAGUGAUCAUUAUGUGUGUAUAUUUUUUUGUUAUUUUUUUACUUGUAUAAUAAAUUUUUUUUUAUA
Molecule: messenger RNA, 1589 nt
Organism: Anthonomus grandis grandis
Lineage: Eukaryota; Metazoa; Arthropoda; Insecta; Coleoptera; Curculionidae
Product: golgin subfamily A member 6-like protein 22
Exons: 2
Coding region: 142-1257 (371 amino acids)
Source: RefSeq, a predicted model, not a curated record